UUUUUGAAAAUAGCAAAACCAAACAGAGUAUUAUUGUUCAGUUGGUCUCACAAGUUUGAAGCACUUGGUACAACUUCCAUCAGGACAUUAAUUAAAAGUCAUCCAAGGAUACCUAUGCUUGUCCUCUGCCUUUCAAAACAACUCUUCUUUCGCCAAUGUAAUUCUUUCAUGCUCAAAAUUCAAAUUCUCACCCCCCAACCCACCCUUUCCCUCCACUUCCUUGACCGUUACUUUACCCCCCAUUUUCUUCUCCAAGCCGUUAGAUUCCAUUCAGCCCAAUGCGUUUAUGAUUGCAAUGUCAAAAUUGGUGCUCUGUCACGCGCUGGCAAGGUUGAAUCUGCCCGCCAAUUGUUUGAUGAAAUGCCCACAAGAGAUGUCGUCUCGUGGAAUGCCAUGUUAACUGGGUACUGGCAGAAUGGGUACCUCCACGAAUCGAAGAAGUUGUUUGAUUUGAUGCCUGUGAGGAAUAUAGUUACUUGGAAUUCAAUGAUUGCAGGGUGUCUUGAGAAUGAGAGGAUAGGUGACGGUUUCGAGUAUUUUUGCACCAUGCCUGAAAGAAAUACUGCCUCGUGGAAUGUGAUGGUCUCGGGUUUUGUCAGGUGUGGUAGGAUAGAGGAAGCUGGUAGGCUCUUUGACGAAAUGCCGUGGAGGAAUGUGAUUUCUUACACUGCAAUGAUUGAUGGGUAUGCUCAAAACGGGGAGAUUGAGCGGGCGAGGGCUUUGUUUGACUGCAUGCCGCGUAAAAAUGCUGUUUCCUGGACUGUGAUGAUUAGUGGCUAUGUGGAGAAUGGGAGGUUUGAUGAGGCUAGGGAAUUGUUUGAUCAAAUGCCAAAUAAGAAUGUUGUUGCAACGACUGCUAUGAUCACAGGGUACUGUAAGGAGGGAAAGAUGGAAAAUGCAAGGAUUUUGUUCCAAGAAAUUCAGUCCAGGGAUCUCGUCUCUUAUAAUGCAAUGAUAACAGGUUGUGCACAAAAUGGGAGAGGUGAGGAGGCACUGAAGUUACUCAUACAAAUGCUUAGGAGGGGUAUGCAACCAGACCACUCCACUCUUGUUUCAGCUCUUACUGCUUGUUCAAGUCUUGCAUCACUAAAAGAAGGAAGACAAACACAUGUAAUCAUUCUUAAAAAUGGGUUUGACUCACAUGUCUCAGUAUGUAACGCUUUGGUUACCAUGUACAGCAAGUGUGGUGGCAUCUUUGACUCUGAGUUGGCUUUUGCACAUCUUGGGAAUCCAAACCUUGUUUCGUGGAACACCAUUAUUGCUGCUUUUGCACAGCAUGGCCUCUAUGGGAAAGCUCUUGCUUUUUUCAACAAUAUGAGAUUGGGUGGAUUUGAUCCGGACGGAAUAACAUUUCUUAGUUUAUUAUCUGCAUGUGGUCAUUCAGGGAUGGUGAAUGAGAGUUUGCACCGGUUUGAUUCAAUGAUAGAAAAUUACAAAAUUAGCCCUAGGCCUAAGCACUAUGCUUGUUUGGUCGAUUUACUGGGCCGAGCUGGUAAGUUGGAGAAGGCUUACAAGAUGAUCCACGAAAUGCCAUUUGAAGCAGAUUCAGGGGUUUGGGGUGCCCUUCUUGCGGGUUGUCGUGCUCAUUCCAAUGUAGAAUUAGGGCAAUUAGCUGCUGAAAAAAUUGUGGAAUUGGAUUGUCGGAAUUCUGGGGCUUUCAUAGUUUUGUCUAAUAUAUAUGCUGCUGCUGGGAUGUGGAAAGAAGUUAGGAGAGUGAGGGGUUUGAUGAAAGAGAAAGGAGUUAAAAAGCAACCGGCAUAUAGUUGGAUGGAGUUCGGGAAUAAAGUACAUUUUUUCUUGGGAGGAGAUGUUUCUCAUCCAAAUAUUGAGGAGAUUCAUUCAGAGCUCAAACGAAUUCGUUUACAAAUGAAGGCGUUGGAUGAUACGGCUGAAAUUGUUUCUAAAUGGAGCUGUUAUGGCUAAAAUUUUAUCUGCAGCAAUGUACAUGAUCUAGUUGAGGAAGAUAAAAUCACUCAGGGAAAGUUUAAAAUUCUUAUACAGGCAAUGCAGAGAUAAGAACUUCAGAUGAAGAAGGUGGUUGAAAAAGAGAACGCCUUACAUGCUUACCUGACCAGACGAAGCUGGAUGAGCGAUUACAGGUUUAAUUUUUAUGGUUUUGUUGUGGAGCAGAAUGAUGAUUGUUUUUUUCUUCAGAAAAUGGUUGCAAGUAAAGCGACAUGUUAGAUGGCAUACUUUAUGUUGUUGAUGUAAAAGGAGAUGUUCAAAUGGUUCAUUAUGCCAUGCAUUGAUAAAUUGAGGAGAUGAAAGAACUAUACAGGAGGAGAUCCAAACUGUGUUAUGAAUGGCUUUCGCAGUAUGUAAUUUCGGUGAUGAACAUUUAGAAAUAUGAGACAAAUGUAGUCAAUUUUUUUUUUUUUUUGAAAUUUAUGAAAAGUUCAGGUGGGUUAGACUU
Molecule: messenger RNA, 2413 nt
Organism: Camellia sinensis
Lineage: Eukaryota; Viridiplantae; Streptophyta; Magnoliopsida; Ericales; Theaceae
Product: pentatricopeptide repeat-containing protein At2g13600
Biological process (GO): RNA modification
Molecular function (GO): RNA binding; protein binding
Source: RefSeq, a predicted model, not a curated record